Messenger RNA from Nematocida minor, 495 nucleotides. Its product is annotated as DNA-directed RNA polymerase II subunit RPB7. The record is from RefSeq and is a predicted model, not a curated record. Gene Ontology annotation, cellular component: P-body; RNA polymerase II, core complex. The transcript has a single exon. Gene Ontology annotation, biological process: positive regulation of translational initiation; positive regulation of nuclear-transcribed mRNA poly(A) tail shortening; DNA-templated transcription. Gene Ontology annotation, molecular function: single-stranded DNA binding; single-stranded RNA binding; translation initiation factor binding. Lineage: Eukaryota; Fungi; Microsporidia. Bases 1 to 495 code for a protein of 164 amino acids.
AUGAAAGAAAGAAUAAUACUGGAGCCAAAGUACUUGGGGAAGAAACUUGAAGAGAUCGUCCGCAAAAGGCUCGUUGCAGAAGUCGAGGGAAAGUGCACAGCCGAGUGCGGAUACAUCAUCAGCAUAAUAUCGAUAGACAAUCUGUACACCACAGAAAUAGACGAAACAACGGGCGCAGGGACCUUCCUAGCCGAGUACUCUGCGCUGACUCUGUACCCCUCCAAGAACGAAGUUGCCAAUGCGGUGGUCCACGAGAUAAACAAAAUGGGGAUGUUUUGCUUCAUCGGGCCAUUCUCUGUCUUUGUGAGCACGCACCAGAUCUCUGGGCAGUUCAUAGAGGCAGGCGCAUACUCCAGCAUAGUGCAGCACGAUGGAGGAGCAGCAAUAGUGAAGGAUAGCAUAGUUCGGCUCCGGCUGAUAGGAGUGAAGGUGGAGCCUGCAAAGAUAUUCGGUGUGGGUACAAUCAACGAUGACUAUCUCGGCAAUAUACAGUAG